Molecule: messenger RNA, 1229 nt
Organism: Didymella exigua CBS 183.55
Lineage: Eukaryota; Fungi; Ascomycota; Dothideomycetes; Pleosporales; Didymellaceae
Exons: 2
Coding region: 292-1008 (238 amino acids)
Source: RefSeq, a predicted model, not a curated record
GUUGCCACCAUCAUCCCACCCCUCUCAACCCACCCCUGCAGCCGGUCCGCACGGUCUGCCACGUCUGCGUGAUAGUGCGCGCAUCCCAGCUCCUCCGCGAGCCUCUCGCUCUGCUUCUUGCUCUUGCAGUACACCCCCCCCUUCUGUCCACUUCGCCGCAGCUUCUCUACCCACCGCUUGCACAUGAACAGCGCUGUCUCCUCCACCUUGUCGCGCUGACACCAUGACACAAAGUACCGCGCGUUCGCCCGCACUGUGCUUGCCCUGAUGUACGUUGCCUGACGCACAAGCAUGCUUGCUUCUAGCUCUCCCUCUUGCAGCGGCGGCAGCGUUGCUGUCAGCAUCACCAGCGGGCUCCCAAGAAGCCGCAAGUUCUUCAUUGCCAGCAGCUUCUCCCGCCAGUUCCUUGCUGUGAACGCUAGAUGGCACUCGUCGAUCACAAUCCGGUGCAGCAGCCCCUUUGCCUUCAGCAUCCGCGCGUACCCCAGAAAAUUGCCAGCGCUUGUGAUGUCGCCAGCUGCGUCUGCGCUGACCACCACCACUGACGCUGGGUUGCUCUCGCCGUGCUUCCACUCCAUGCACUCCACGCUAGAUAGCUGGAUCUGCCUGACCAGAUCCUCAAUUAGCGCUUGGUACGGCACAACGACCACUGUCACCCCUGGCCCCUCCACGCAAGCUGGCACUGUGAACAGCAAGCUCUUGCCUCCGCCCGUCGGGAGUACGACAAUCAGCAGCGUCUGCUUCUCUAGCACCGCCACCUGCUGCAGCCCCCGCUGGAUCGCCUCCGCCCGCGCGUCUGCAACCCAGACCUCCUUCUCUCUCAGCAGCCCAGCGAGCCCCGACGACAUGCUGAUGCUCAUCAGCCUCUUUGCUAUCCUGCUCGGCCCCACGUACUUUGUGCUGCUGCUGUCCACCCCUAAGAAGCGGUGCCAUGCUACGCUCAGCAGCCGGAACGCAUCGAUCGACCGCACGCUGAGAUGCUUCACAAUAUCCAUUAGCACGCUGUAGUUGCCUACGCCUAUUGCAGUUGUGCGCGAGUUUUGCAGCUCAAGAAUGUCUUCACCAUCGUCAUCCACUUCUGCCUCUUCCAUCUCUCCUACGUUGUCUUGAUAGCCCUUGCUGAACGACUCUCCCACGUACACCCGGCCAAUCCCCACCGCUGCGUGCCGGUAGUCGAGCGUGUGCAGCGGCACUCCAAGCCUCUUGCCAGUCUCUCGCCGCAGUAUCCU